This is a messenger RNA of Vicugna pacos (alpaca), 3983 nucleotides long. It is a transcript of the gene INO80D, whose product is annotated as INO80 complex subunit D. Gene Ontology annotation, cellular component: nucleus. The record is from RefSeq and is a predicted model, not a curated record. NCBI's taxonomy places the organism in Eukaryota, Metazoa, Chordata, Mammalia, Artiodactyla, Camelidae.
CGGCCUGGCCGGGGCGGGGCGGGCGGCCUGGCGGGCGUGGGGUGGGGUGGAGGGGCGGUGAGGAGUCAGGUGCAGCCGCGGCCCGGAAAGUUUCCUUUUAGGCCCGAAUUGGGGACUGGCCUCCUUUCGGGGAGCCCCGGUCCUAGCACUCGCGACCCCCGAGGGCGUGGGGGAGAGCACUCGGCUAUUUUGAAACUCUUUGCCAGUUCCUGUCCGUGGAAGACAAUCUGCUUCAUCUUGAUUCUGCAGCAUUCCAAACUGUGGUAUCCUUGGGGUUCUCUUAACAUUGCUAUGGUGCAGAAGAUUUAAAAUCAGCUGAUGUUCACAAGGAAUAGAGUCACGUGAUGUAUGAAGGGAAACAUAUACACUUCUCUGAGGUUGACAAUAAGCCCUUGUGCUCAUAUAGCCCCAAACUGUGCAAGCAGCGGCGACUCAACGGCUACGCUUUCUGUAUCAGACACGUUCUGGAGGACAAGACUGCCCCCUUCAAGCAAUGUGAAUAUGUGGCCAAGUAUAACAGCCAGCGCUGCACCAACCCCAUCCCCAAAUCCGAGGACCGCAGGUACUGCAACAGCCACUUGCAGGUACUUGGCUUUAUCCCGAAAAAAGAGAGGAAGAAAAAGAAUGAUCCUAUAGAUGAGGUAAAGGUCAGGCACCAGAUGGAUACCAUGGCCUUCAGCCUGACGGUGCCCACGCUGGCCUUGAAGAUGCCCAAUGGACUGGAUGGAAUGUCCCUCUCUCCACCGGGGGCAAGGGUCCCUCUCCACUACCUGGAAACCGAGUUAGAAGACCCCUUUGCUUUCAACGAGGAAGACGAUGACCUAAAGAAAGGGGCAACUGUGAGAAAGAAGUUGCAGAGCAAGUUGGCCCAGAAUCGGCAGUGCCAGAGAGAGACAGAGAUUUUAAAAGUUCGGCAAGAGCACUUUAGUCCCCCUCCUGCACCUUCUCAGCAGCAGCCUCCGCAGCCGCACUCCCGCCUGUCACCUUUGUCCACUUCUUUAAAACCUCCACCGCCACCGCAGGGUUUAGUCUGCAAGUCACCUCAACCUCAGAACACCAGCCUACCAAUGCAGGGAGUGGCCCCCACCACGCACACUAUAGCACAAGCGAGGCAGUUGUCCCACAAGAGGCCUCUGCCCCUCCUGCCAUCCAGUAGGGCUCCCGUCGUGGACCCCCCCAGGACUGACCGGGUCCUUAUGAAAGCCACCGCCUUCUCUCCACACUUCUCCUGUAUAAGUCGACUGCAGAGACUGGUGAAACUGUGUACCCAGAAACAUCAGUUGGACACUGAUCUGUUUCCCCAUCUAGGUUUAGACUGGUCUGAAGAGAGUGGAGAAGAGCUGGAGGACUCAGAGCAGGCCUCACCCUACCAGGUUGCCUGGUCCAUCCGAGAGACCCUCAGAUACGGAAGACACACGUCGGAUGAUGAUGACACGGAGAGUAGGAGCUCCAGGGUGACCCAACUUUGCACUUACUUUCAGCAGAAAUAUAAGCACCUCUGCCGCCUGGAGCGGGCAGAAUCUCGGCAAAAGAAAUGCCGGCACACGUUUAGGAAGGCCUUGCUGCAGGCGGCCAGUAGAGAGCCAGAAGGUACUGGCCAGUUGAUCCAAGAACUGCAGAGAGCUGCAUGCAGUCGAACCAGCAUAAGCCGGACCAAGUUGAAGGAGGCGGAGCCGGCAGCAUGCAGUGGGACCGUGAAGGGUGAACAGUGCCCCAACAGGGCCCUUCCAUUCACCAGACACUGUUUCCAACAUAUCCUCUUGAACCGCUCCCAGCAACUAUUCUCAAGUUGCACGGCCAAGUUUGCAGAUGGACAGCAGUGCUCUGUGCCCGUUUUUGACAUUACACACCAGACGCCUCUGUGUGAAGAACAUGCCAAAAAAAUGGAUAAUUUCUUAAGAGGAGAUAGCUCCCGUAAAGUUCAGCACCAGCAGCAGAGGAAACCCAGGAAAAAAACCAAGCCUCCUGCGCUUACCAAAAAACACAAGAAGAAGAGAAGGCGUGGACCUCGUCGACCCCAGAAACCCAUCCCCCCUGCAGUCCCCCAGGGGAACCUCAGCAUGCCCACCAGCGUCUCACUGCCAGUGGAGGCCUCUCAGAUCCGGAGCCCAUCCACGCCAGAGCUGAGUGCUGAUGAGUUGCCGGAUGACAUUGCCAAUGAGAUCACCGACAUUCCACACGACUUGGAAUUGAACCAGGAGGACUUUUCAGAUGUCCUGCCACGGCUACCUGAUGACUUACAAGAUUUUGAUUUUUUUGAAGGAAAGAACGGAGACCUCCUCCCCACCACCGAAGAGGCUGAGGAACUUGAACGGGCCUUGCAGGCCGUGACUUCUCUCGAGUGCCUGAGUACCAUUGGGGUGCUCACCCAGUCAGAUGGUGUGCCCGUCCAGGAGUUGUCAGAUAGAGGAAUAGGGGUUUUCUCCACAGGGACUGGAGCGUCAGGAAUUCAGUCCUUGAGCCGAGAGGUAAAUGCGGACCUGGGGGAGCUGUUGAAUGGGCGAAUCGUACACGACAAUUUUUCUAGUCUAGAGCUGGAUGAGAACCUGCUCCGUUCUGCUACCUUGUCUAACCCACCUACACCCCUGGCAGGGCAGAUCCAGGGGCAGUUCUCUGCCCCAGCCAACGUUGGCCUUACUUCUGCCACUCUGAUCAGCCAGAGUGCACUUGGGGAGAGAGCCUUCCCAGGACAGUUUCAUGGACUUCAUGAUGGCAGCCAUGCCUCCCAGAGGCCACAUCCUGCCCAGCUGCUGAGCAAGGCAGAUGACCUAAUCACCUCACGACAGCAAUACAGCAGUGAUCAUUCACACUCCUCGCCCCAUGGAAGCCAUUAUGAUAGCGAGCAUGUGCCGUCUCCCUACAGUGACCAUAUCACCUCUCCCCACACAACAUCUUACUCGGGUGAUAAUAUGGCAGCUACCUUUUCAGCAGAGAUGCCCAUCAUGGCGCAGCACUUGCUCCCAACCCAACUUGAGGUGCCACUUGGAGGAGUCGUGAACCCCAGAACUCACUGGGGCAAUCUCCCUGUCAACCUUGGAGAUCCCUCUCCAUUUAGCAACCUUCUCGGCGCAGAUGGACAUCUUCUUUCCACUUCCCUAUCCACGCCACCCACCACUUCGAACUCAGAGACCACACAGCCUGCCUUCGCCACCGUGACCCCCAGCAGCUCCAGCGUGCUUCCGGGGUUACCGCAGACCAGCUUCAGUGGCAUGGGGCCUUCUGCUGAACUCAUGGCCUCCACCUCUCCCAAGCAGCAACUCCCUCAGUUCAGCGCAGCCUUCGGCCACCAGCUGAGUUCUCACAGUGGCAUUCCUAAGGACCUGCAGCCCAGCCACAGCUCUAUAGCCCCUCCUACAGGCUUCACAGUAACAGGUGCCACAGCUACAAGUACCAAUAAUGCGUCUUCUCCCUUUACCUCCCCUAACUGAGCGUGUCUGUGUGUUUGCAGGCAGGUGGGGAACCUGGUGUUUUCUAUCUUUUUUUUCCUCCUUAUCACCCCUCCCCCCUUUUCCUAAAGAAGAUUUUAAACAUAACAGGUGGGGACUAGAGGAGAACUCCCUUUUCCAGUUGAACAAGUCGCCCUGCAGCGGACCUCGCCUCAGUGUUCACAUGUGCUCCUGCGCACUGGUGCUCAUUCCCUCCUGGCAGGUCCGCUCUCCCGCCGUGGUUUCCUUAGUGGCUCAGCACAGUGACUGGAUAGAAUCGAUUUUUAGCAGCAAGUCCUAGAAGUGGAAGAUACCUCAGAUUACCAGUGCCCUUUACUAUUUCCUAGUAUUCAGAUCAGUGCUUUCCAUUCUAUUACCAGGUCUUUACAUGGGUGGUUCUAGGGAGAAUGGUCCUGUUCAUCGAGUUCCUGUGUAAGAGAUAGCAAAUGUCUGUGGAGGCAGAUCGGGGCCCUGGCUGGGCGCCAACUGCCGAACACCACAUGAGGCCAGGAUUCCAUUCCUAAUUGUGAUCACGUUUAAUUAAAAAGAAAAAAAUUA